CGUCUCGCCUCCAGCACGCCCCGCUCCGGCAGCCGUCACGGGAGGAGGCCGGGACGAUGCUGGAAACGCUGCGGGAGCGGUUGUUGAGCGUCCAGCAGGACUUCACGUCGGGGUUGAAGACUUUGGGCGAUAAAUCAAGAGAAGCAAAAAAAAGCAGACAGAGAACUGCUCAGCAUUCACCAGAGUUUUCUGCUGGACUGGAAUUACUGAGCAGAUAUGAAGAUGCUUGGGCUGCCCUUCAUAAAGGAGCCAAAGAUUGUGCAAAAGCUGGAGAGCUGGUGGACAGUGAAGUUGUGAUGCUCUCUGCACACUGGGAAAAGAAAAGGAACAGUCUGGUAGAACUACAGGAUCAGCUCCAGCAAAUACCUGGAUUUUUAGCAGAUCUGGAAUGCCUUACAGCAAGCCUAGCCCGUCUAGAGGCAAACUUUGAAGAAAUGGAGACUCAGCUGUUGUGUCUUGAGGACCUGUGUGAACAGUGUGAAUUGGAAAGAUACAAAUGUGUGCAGACGUUACAGCUGGAAAAUUACAAGAAAACAAAAAGGAAGGAACUUGAGGCCUUCAAAGCUGAGCUGGACGCUGAACAUGCACAGAAGGUUCUGGACAUGGAGCACACCCAGCAGAUGAAGCUGAAGGAACGUCAGAAAUUCUUUGAAGAAGCCUUCCAGCAGGACAUGGAGCAAUACCUUUCUACAGGAUACUUGCAGAUAGCAGAGAGACGAGAACCAAUUGGCAGUAUGUCUUCCAUGGAAGUGAAUGUGGACAUGCUGGAACAGAUGGACCUAAUGGACAUGUCUGACCAAGAAGCACUCGAUGUCUUUUUAAACUCAGGAGGCGAGGACAAUAAUAUGCUUUCUCCCAUGCUGGGGCCUGACUCCAGCACCUAUGUGAAUGAGAUCAGUCUUCAGGUUCCGAGCCAGUCCGAAUUACGCCACAAACUGUCUUCGCUGUCAUCCACCUGCACUGAUUCUGCCAGCCAAGAGGCGAGCGAAGGAGAAUCUCCGGUCGUUCAGUCUGAUGAAGAGGAGGUUCAAGUGGACACUGCACUUGCUGCUGUCACUGAAAGAAAGGGUGCUUCAGAUGUUAGUGAUGAAAGUGACUCUCAAACUAUUUGAAUCUUAAAACCAUAUCCUUUAAGAAUGACUUCUGAAUGAAUGAACAAAUGAAUGAGGAGCUUGCCUGUGUCACAAUUUGCUAACCAAUCCAAACAGCCAGACCUUUUUACUAGUACUACAUGCAGCCUUUUUACAGAAUUGCCAGUCAGGUGGAGGUUGGUUUUUAACAAUAAAAAUAUGCCUAAAGCACACACACUUUAACAGUAGUCUUGGGGCUCAGGGGAGCAGUGAAACUUUUGUAUAUACUAUGUAUAAAAGAAGUAAAGGGGAAAGAUAAAAGUUACUACGACCGCUAACCUUUAAACGGCUGAUUGGGAAUCUUUCCAUUUGAUGUAUAAUGCUGACCCCAAAUUGUUCCCUGCAUGUUUUCAGCUGCUGCACCUGAAGGUUUAAGAUCCAAACCAAAAUGGAAAGCUAUUUUCUACUCUUUGCUACCUACUGUCUGCCUACCGCUUUUGUCUACUGAUGCAGCAGCAUUUACUAUCUCACACUUCUUAUUCAGGACCGACUUAGUUAUCGUAGGUGUUAAGGAAAAAAGAGAAAUUCAAAGGAGGAGAGGUGCGUAUGGAAGUGUUAUACUCCUCGUGGAGCAGAUACCGUAGCAUUGUGUAAGCUUACUCCUCUUUCGACAUAAAAUAAAGUAUUUCUAUCCCAACCAUGUCUUUCACUUGAUUGCCCAAAGUACUUUCUCCAUGACAGCGUACAGAGAAGGCUAAUGCAGCAAUCAGAAAAACUGGUUAUUUAUCCUGAGCACCAGUGGAAUUUACUUUUCCAUGGUAACAUCUGUGUGACUGCACUGAGGCAAGCCAGCAAUUUCAGGGAAAUAAAGCUGAAUAAAUUACUAUAAAU
Centrocercus urophasianus (Greater sage-grouse) is the source of this 1961-nucleotide messenger RNA. It is a transcript of the gene DTNBP1, whose product is annotated as dystrobrevin binding protein 1. NCBI's taxonomy places the organism in Eukaryota, Metazoa, Chordata, Aves, Galliformes, Phasianidae. The transcript is spliced from 10 exons. Gene Ontology annotation, cellular component: BLOC-1 complex; synaptic vesicle membrane; neuron projection. The record is from RefSeq and is a predicted model, not a curated record. Gene Ontology annotation, biological process: regulation of synaptic vesicle exocytosis; anterograde synaptic vesicle transport; platelet dense granule organization. The coding region runs from base 57 to 1112 and encodes 351 amino acids.